This is a messenger RNA of Colletotrichum truncatum, 2175 nucleotides long. The record is from RefSeq and is a predicted model, not a curated record. NCBI's taxonomy places the organism in Eukaryota, Fungi, Ascomycota, Sordariomycetes, Glomerellales, Glomerellaceae.
AUGCGAUAUUGGCAGUUGGCCAGCACAAUAAUUUAUACCACUCUUCUUGCCUCUAGGCCUGCCCAGGCAGCCGCCCCUACUGUAGACGGCAAAUUUUGCGGGAAAGCCUGUCGACAGACAUUCCGAACACUACGAUUUGCAGAUGCCCCCUAUGGUGCAUUUUUUGCAGUGCAGGAGUGUAGCAGUCGUCUAUACCAGCAAUCAGUCUAUCUCUGUUGGGACAUCCACUGCACUAAAGAUGUCUGGCUUGCAGAGUCUCAGAGCAUGAACGAGACAUGCCUAGACAUGAGUGGCUCACCUUUUCCGCCACACGACAUUGUAGAAGACCUGGAUGACGAAAGAAUUGCUCGAAUUGCUAGGUUUAAUGCAACAAGUCCGGAACGUGCUCACCGCCUUGAAGAACUCAUGUUGCCAUCACAGGCCUACUACGACCUUUGGGGCCGGACGCUAGACGCACACGAUUAUGUCUGGUACUAUCACCAUUACUACGGCUGGGCGAUGGGUGCUUUCUGGGCGGUGGUAGUGGCAAUGGGGAUCACCAACCGAGCACUCAUGCAACGGGAGAACUGUUCAGCGCCGCCAUUUAUCACACAAAGUCAAAAGCUGUUCUGGAUCAAGCGCAACAUUUUUACGCGGGCGACGUUUGGUAGGCGCUGCGUGCAGGACUUCGGAGGAUGGGGUACUUUGCCUCCACGUGUGCAGACGUUGGCUUUGACUUUGUUCAUGCUCAUCAACGUACUUUGUACCGUAAAAGGGUACCGAAUAUUCGAGGGUUAUGGAUACUACCCUUCUCGAAAGAUGCAAAUCCUCCGGCAUGUUUCCGACCGAACAGGCAUUCUCUCUUUUGCCAACUUUCCCCUGAUUUGGUUGUUUGGAAUGAGAAACAACCUUGUUAUUUGGCUUACAGGGUGGGAUUUUAAAACAUACAACAACUUUCAUCGUUGGAUAGGUCGAGUGACGGCUCUACAAGCCAUCAUUCAUUCGAUAGGAUACACGAUUCUCAUACUAGAGAGAGGUGGUUGGGACUACUUCUGGCGGAUGUGCAAUUUGACCUAUUGGUGGACUGGUGAGCUUGCCACUAUCUUUCUGUGCUUGCUUGUUGCUCUAUCGGCGUUUUGGUUCCGGCGCAGGCAAUACGAGUGCUUCCUCAUAGUUCACAUACUGCUUUCGAUCUUGAUCCUUGUGACAAUGCUGGGGCAUGUCUCAAUAUUUAGAGGUGAUUACGAUGCCUUGGUAUUUGUUCCGGCCGUCAUAUGGCUGUUAGACCGCGUGCUUCGAGGAGCUCGGAUUAUGGCGUUCAGUCCGCGGUUCUGGAAUGCAUGGGCCCGAAUUACCUACAACGAGGACGCCCAUAUGGUGCGCGUGGUCGUUCCAGUGUCAUCGAGUCUUUACGCUAUCGAACCGGGGACGUUUUACUACCUCAUGGUACUCAACAAGUGGAACUUCUGGGAGAGCCAUCCAUUCACAGUGGCAUCGGUGUUAAGGUCUACUCAACGUAACAUGCAGGGUUUGACAGAAAACUCAUCUCUGUUGGGCAAUGGCUCAAUGUCUUUCCUGGAGACGAGAGAUGACGCAGAAACAUUGGGACAAGAGAUGACCUUUUUGAUUCGGCCGUAUGACAGCUUUACUUCGCGGUUACGAGAGUACGCCGAGAGCCAGCAGCCAAAGCCGGCCACAGUACGUGUGGCUAUCGAGGGACCUUAUGGAAAGGCUCUGCCAUUGGAACAGUUCGACAAAGUGCUUUUUGUCGUUGGGGGCAGUGGAAUCGCAGUCCCACUUUCAUAUCUGGAAAAGCUUACAACGUCUUCCACACGGCCAAGACUCAUUGAAAUUCACUGGGCAGUACGACAGCUUGCUCUCGCAUUUGACGUACUCAAACAUGAGUUGAGUGGCGCACUUCACACUGGGCAAGUGAAGACUCAUGUCUACGUAACGGGAGUCGAUAAUAUGAGCACAGACGAGGAAGCAAUACAUCGUCUUGUCGAGUGGAGGACAAAGAGGUUAAACGUUGAGGAAGUUAUCAAAGCCGCCUUGAUUACCGGAGAGAAAGGCAGUCUCGCGGUAGUCGCAAGCGGGCCGGGCGUGAUGGCCGAUGAAUGUAGAUCCGCAGUUGCAGCUAGGAUGAUACCUUCCCUGCCCCGUAUAGAAUACUUUGAGGAGAGUUUUCAAUGGUAA